UUGACCUUGGAGGCCAUCAGACACUCUCCACUCCACACCACCCCUCGCAACCAUGGCCUGCACACGCGCUCUUACACGUCUGGCGCUGAGACCAGCUGCCGUCCGGCUGGCAGUUUUCUCUCGCAGCUUCGCCUCCGUUACCGACGUGCACGCCCGCGACCCCAUCUCCAAGACUGCCGAGAAGAUUGUUCCCGAUGCUGCGCGAAAGCCCAUUCCCGAAAGCCAGACGUCGAACGUCAAGGAGCCCGCACCCAGCAAAGAUGCCAAGAUGAAGACGUUCCACGUCUACCGAUGGAAUCCCGAUGAGCCCACGUCCAAGCCCAAGAUGCAGUCGUACACGCUCGACCUGAACAAGACGGGACCCAUGAUGCUGGAUGCGCUUAUCAGAAUCAAGAACGAGAUGGACCCCACUCUGACGUUCAGGCGAAGUUGUCGCGAGGGCAUUUGUGGAAGCUGCGCCAUGAACAUUGACGGAGUCAACACAUUGGCAUGCCUUUGCCGCAUUCCCACGGACACAGCCAAGGAAUCUCGCAUCUACCCGCUCCCCCACAUGUACGUUGUCAAGGACCUUGUCCCUGACAUGACACUUUUCUACAAGCAAUACCGUUCGGUCAAGCCAUACCUGCAGCGCUCCACUGCCGCACCAGAUGGUCGUGAGUUCCGUCAGUCCAAGGAAGACCGCAAGAAGCUCGAUGGUCUCUACGAAUGCAUUCUCUGCGCCUGCUGCUCCACUUCGUGCCCAUCAUACUGGUGGAACCAGGAGGAGUACCUUGGUCCUGCUGUCCUCCUCCAGUCGUACCGAUGGAUCGCCGACUCGCGAGACGAGAAGAAGCCCGAGCGCCUGGACGCCCUUAACAACAGCAUGAGCGUGUACCGAUGCCACACGAUUCUCAACUGCUCAAGGACAUGCCCCAAGGGACUGAACCCUGCGCUGGCCAUUGCCGAGAUCAAGAAGAGCAUGGCUUUUACAUAAACACAAAACACCCAGCAUGCGGGGUAGAGUUGCUGGUGACACUCGCUGUAUGUAGGUGUGGUUGAUGAUUUUGAACCAGGCUUGUAUUUUGAGACUUGUACGCACACAAAUUCAAGACAUUU
Messenger RNA from Exserohilum turcica Et28A, 1095 nucleotides. RefSeq lists its product as uncharacterized. Lineage: Eukaryota; Fungi; Ascomycota; Dothideomycetes; Pleosporales; Pleosporaceae. The record is from RefSeq and is a predicted model, not a curated record. Gene Ontology annotation, molecular function: electron transfer activity; 2 iron, 2 sulfur cluster binding. The coding region runs from base 53 to 973 and encodes 306 amino acids. The transcript is spliced from 4 exons. Gene Ontology annotation, biological process: tricarboxylic acid cycle; respiratory electron transport chain; aerobic respiration. Gene Ontology annotation, cellular component: mitochondrial membrane.